UAUAUAUCAAAUAGAAUAAUAAUGGAGUUGUCAACCACAUCUCAAGCGUACAAUGCUAUGAUCUCUGCAGAGAACUCUGUAAAGGGCAAUCCAAACACAGUGAUUGUAUUUCAACCGAUUGGAUUCGACACUUCACAGAUGUUGCCACCAGGCUCCAUCAUCACUGAUGAGGAGCAAGCGGCACGAAUCAAAGACAAAUCCAUGACCCUCAUGUACUCCACAAAGGAAGCAUCACUCCUCGAUACCCUAUUCAAGACAAUCGCUCACAAUCAGAUUGACAUCCUAAAGCAGCUUUAUACCUUUGUGGGACAGGACGAGUACUUGGCCUUGUCAAAGAUGUUGGUGACCAUCUCGAUUGGAUGUAAUAACUCAUUGAGAUUGAUGAGAUACUUUAUACAUUGUGAUUACAAGGGUAUAGUGUCGGGUGGAGGCAAGCGUAUCUUCUCAUUGCCACAGUUGAUCUCAUUCUUCCUGGAGAAGAUUGGUCAGCAGUACAUCAAAGACAUUCUGCGAACAUUCAUUCUCCAGAUCAUUCAAGACAAAGGAUUGAACUUGCAAGAGGGUGUCGACGCCACGACCGGCGCACAGCUACACGCCUACUCCAAGCAACUGGCCUCCAUCAUCACAUCAGAGGAGUCAAUUGGCAAGCUUCCAGUCCCAAUCAAGGUCGUGUCGAUGUUCUAUCACGAGCUAUGGCCACAUGAGGAGGACAAUCUGGGAGUAUCAAACUUCUUGAUCAAUACGUUCUUCUCGACAGCGUUCACAUCGCCCGAGGCAUAUGACCUCAUUCCAUCACAUAUACAUAUAUCAGCACGAUCAUCAAACAACCUGGUGAUCAUUGGACGCAUGCUAUCACAUGCUAUCACAGGUGCCUCAUGGGACUAUGGCGAACUCAAAGACAUCGAACCCAUCAAACAGAGCAUCAAACAAAUAUUCCGCGAGUCCAACUACUUCAAGACUGUACUCGGAUCAAGGUUCUCAACUCAAAGUUAUCGUUCCUGGAAUCAUUCCAUCACUCAAACUCACACAGAGGCAAUUAAGAAUUACAUGACACAGAGGAAUGAGGACGUAUCUUAUAUUGGAUAUAUAAUGAAGAAUGGAAAGAGAGGCCCAGUCAAGAGGGUGUUGGUAGUUGGUAUUAAUAAGAUAUUCACAUUCAAACAUACAAAUGGAAAGUUAGGCCGCGAGGGCCACCUGCUGGACCUGGUCGAGAUCAACAGCACCACACCACAACAGCUGGAGCUGAUCUUCAAGCAGCACAGGGUCAAUGCACAGAGUGAUGACUGCGACCACAUCAUCACGUGCAUACGUCGCAUCUACGAGUACUCGUUCAACAACUGGCCCUACCCACUCAAGAUGAAGCACAAGGUGUCGCCACCCUCGCGCCUCGAAGCCAUCGCGCCACCCGACCACACUCCAACCAGCAUAAUGGUGGCGGCGUACAAGUCCUUGUGCGCCUACCACCAGACGCCGGUCAAGCAGACGGUGUGCUGGUACAUUGAGAAUGCGUUUGUGGGCGAUGCCAAGCACAAGGUGUUCAACCUGAAGCUAUUCACCAAGCACACUCGCGAGCCACUCACCAACCAGGACCUUGUUCCACUGCUACACGCACUGCGCUAUGACUGGUACUUCCAAGAGCUCGUGAUCAAGAACUACAAAGUAGACCUCAACCUGCUCGUCUCUGAGAUGAUCGCACUCCUCUCCUCCAACACGACCUUCAACUCAAUCACACUUUCCAAUCUCACGCUGCCCAAGGAGUCCAUGAUGAUGUUGUUCGAUGUGAUCCAGAACCAAAAGUCACUCAAUCUUACAAAGUUGGACGUGUCUAAGAACUUGUUUGAUGAGAAGAGUAUUAACUCAUUCGUGGCAUACCUUCAGUAUGGUCAGACUGGCGCCAUCAAGACAUUGAAUAUCUCAUCGAUUGGAGUAUCACAGACUGCCAUCAAGCUAAUAUUCGAAGCAUUGCGUCGUGGAAGCUUUGGAUCACUCGAGUCUGUAGACUUCUCUGGCAACAAACUAUUGGACAACUGUAUUGACGUUGCACGAUGGCUGUCAAACGAGGGAUCCAGCCUUAAGGAGCUCAACCUUGCCGAUACCCAACUGAAGCCCAAGAGUCUAGUCGUUGACUAUGGCAAAUCCAAGCUUGAAGUAUUGAACUUAUCAAGGAACAUACUAAAGACCAAGGAGGACACAGCAGUACUGAGCCAGUUGUUUGCAAACUUGACAAACUUACAGUCGAUAUUGUUGGUGCGAACACUGAUACCUUCCGACAGCAUUAAGGAGUUGUUGAGCUUCAUUGAUAAGCGUAGAUUGACAACGUUCAACAUUGGCGAGAAUCAAUUGGUUAGAUUGUCAAUCACCAACCUGAUCGCAUGCUCCGCCAUUCACAACAUCAAGGUAUUGGACCUCACAGAGAAUGAGAUAACUGAUGGGGGUGUCAAGGAGUUGGGCCGUGCACUAUACGGCAACCAGAGCAUCACCAAGCUGGUCCUGGACGGUUGCUUCCGCGGCAGUCCGGGUGCGCAGCGAUCCAAAGCCGUGUUGGCCAUCUCCAACUUCUUGCAGUCGAGCAAGACGAUCGAGGUGCUAAAGAUGCGUGGAGGACCCAAGGCCCAACAACAGUUGCAGCGUUGCAUACUGCCUCUGCUCCUCUCGCUUGGAUCCGUGCAGUCUCUCAAGAAGCUGGAUAUCUCGUGGCACAUGAUGGGCAACCAGGGCGCAGUGGCGCUGGCCAAGGCCAUCUAUCAGAACCGAUCGAUCAGGACACUGUUGGUGGACAACAAUGGCAUUGGAAGCAUGGGUUUGGCCAACAUCAAGAACUCACUCAAACAGAACUAUAUCAUCAAGGAGAUGCCCAUUCCAAUCUAUGACAUCCACGAUAUCUAUCGCAAUGAUAGUAGUACCGGAGUUGAACAAAAGAAGACCAGGUCACUCCUACUCAAGAUUGAGUUGUAUCUGUUGAGGAAUCAACAA
Molecule: messenger RNA, 2973 nt
Organism: Acytostelium subglobosum LB1
Lineage: Eukaryota; Evosea; Eumycetozoa; Acytosteliales; Acytosteliaceae
Exons: 7
Molecular function (GO): protein binding
Source: RefSeq, a predicted model, not a curated record